CUCUUUUUCCUCCCGUUCUAUACACACUCACGCAAGCACGCUGAGCUACAUACGUUUGUCUCUGUUUCUGCGGAUGUCUCUGCUACAUCCGCCGAUCAUGUCUGUUCAUCAAAUUGCGUACAUGGAGAACUUGGAUUCGGAAUGGGGCUGGUUUGGACCCGGUGUACUGUACGGGAAGGACAUCUGGCUCUCAUAUAUGAGGUUUUUCAUCUGCCUGCUGUUUAUAGACUCAGUAAGGGUUUGGGCGGGUAUGGAGUUCGAAGGGGUGUCUUACGGACUGGAUGGCUGGCAGGGCGCGAAGAAGGGUUGAUCUUGACCGCUGUAGUAGUCCUGCGAAGCUUGAAUAUAGUCCGUUACCUCUUGCUUUCUAUGUCUUCUUGGUGUCUUGUAGUGUGUGCGAUCUCCUCGGUCUACCUCUCCAUGCCCGCGUAGUGAGUGUUGUCGCUGUCUAGCGCAGGAUGGGGGCGCCUCCGCAUACGGGAUUCUAGCGGACUACAGC
Messenger RNA from Trematosphaeria pertusa, 499 nucleotides. RefSeq lists its product as uncharacterized. The coding region runs from base 142 to 432 and encodes 96 amino acids. NCBI's taxonomy places the organism in Eukaryota, Fungi, Ascomycota, Dothideomycetes, Pleosporales, Trematosphaeriaceae. The record is from RefSeq and is a predicted model, not a curated record. The transcript has a single exon.